GUCCUACGUCAGUUCCGCUCGACUCCACCCGCUCCCCCCACCCCACUCCCGCGUUCUCCCCGCGCGCAUGCGCCGCGCAGCGGCGCCUUUUACGACGCGGCAGGCGCGGCGCGCUUAGUGGCCGGAGCUAGGCGGCGCGGAGCUGGUCUGAGCCCAACCGAGCGAGCGCGGCGGUGGGGCCGAGAGGACGCGCAGGUGGCGGCGUCGUCAUGUCGCACGGUCACAGCCACGGCGGGGGCGGCUGCCGCUGCGCCGCCGAACGGGAGGAGCCGCCCGAGCAGCGCGGCCUGGCCUAUGGCCUGUACCUGCGCAUCGACCUGGAGCGGCUGCAGUGCCUUAACGAGAGCCGCGAGGGCAGCGGCCGCGGCGUCUUCAAGCCGUGGGAGGAGCGGACCGACCGCUCCAAGUUUGUUGAAAGUGAUGCAGAUGAAGAGCUUCUGUUUAAUAUUCCAUUUACGGGCAAUGUCAAGCUCAAAGGCAUCAUUAUAAUGGGAGAGGAUGAUGACUCACACCCCUCUGAGAUGAGACUGUACAAGAAUAUUCCACAGAUGUCCUUUGAUGAUACAGAAAGGGAGCCAGAUCAGACCUUUAGUCUGAACCGGGAUCUUACAGGAGAAUUAGAGUAUGCUACAAAAAUUUCUCGUUUUUCAAAUGUCUAUCAUCUCUCAAUUCAUAUUUCAAAAAACUUCGGAGCAGAUACGACAAAGGUCUUUUAUAUUGGCCUGAGAGGAGAGUGGACUGAGCUUCGCCGACACGAGGUGACCAUCUGCAAUUACGAAGCAUCUGCCAACCCAGCAGACCAUAGGGUCCAUCAGGUUACCCCACAGACGCACUUUAUUUCCUAAGGGCUGGCCAAGGCUCCCGUAGAGGCGCUGUGUCAGUGAAGAUGUACGACUACCUAUUGGGAAGGACAAAGGGAUGAGGCUCCAGAGAGAGUUGGCUGCCACAGCCUCUGCCAAGCUUUGUCUUUGGGGCUUGCUGCAGAAACCUGGCCUACGGAAGAUACGACACCACUGGGAGGGUUGUGUAGGUGCCAGGGGACCAUUGUGGUUCUCUAGGGCGCUGCAGAAAUUGGGUCUUGGGCUGGGUGGCAUCUGGCAGUCAUGGAUAACGCUUGCUUUUCCAGUUAAUGUGGCCAUGUGAUUCCAAGUGUCAUGUUGCUUUGUGGCAGGAUUGUGUGACUUUUUUUUUUUUUUUAAAGGAAACUAUUUGUGGGCUAUAGGAAACUUUGUGACGCCUCAGGAUUGUGUUAGUAGUAGCCAUCAGGAGGGUCUCCAGCUAAAACACUUGUUCCUGCUUGCUCCUUUCCCCUCUCAUUGUUCAGCAUUCUUGUCAAGUUGCCCAGCUUGGAGUUGUCUGUCACGCACAUGUGUCCUGUGGUUAUAGCUAGAAGGGCAGGAGUCUCCUGCUGAUGCGUGAUAGCUUAAGCUUGGGGAGAAGGUCUUUUCCACUGCCUAGCUAAGCAGUCUGGGGAGAGCGUGGGGAUCAUUUCUGUGUGUGUGGGUAAUCUGGUUGGUAAGAUUGAGACUAGUUAAGAUUCCCCUUGGAACUUCCUUAAUGUUUAUUAGCUUCUGACUAGUGUUGUAAGUCCAAUGUCAGAAUUUGGAGAUUUGAGUUCUUCUUUUCAUGGCUUUUAUUCACUGUGACUAAUAAGCUUCCUAAUAAAUCCUUGCCAGACUUAA
This is a messenger RNA of Symphalangus syndactylus (siamang), 1682 nucleotides long. It is a transcript of the gene PITHD1, whose product is annotated as PITH domain containing 1. Lineage: Eukaryota; Metazoa; Chordata; Mammalia; Primates; Hylobatidae. The record is from RefSeq and is a predicted model, not a curated record. Gene Ontology annotation, cellular component: nucleus.